Cadophora gregata is the source of this 2682-nucleotide messenger RNA. It is a transcript of the gene NEM1, whose product is annotated as Nuclear envelope morphology protein 1. The record is from RefSeq and is a predicted model, not a curated record. Gene Ontology annotation, molecular function: protein serine/threonine phosphatase activity. Bases 893 to 2425 code for a protein of 510 amino acids. The transcript has 3 exons. NCBI's taxonomy places the organism in Eukaryota, Fungi, Ascomycota, Leotiomycetes, Helotiales, Ploettnerulaceae.
GGAUCUGUCUUCUUUUGAGGAGCCUGGGAAUAUGUCAGCCAUAUCACAGGCGCAAGGAUUCGCUGAGAACGGCGUACGAGAUGAGAUUUUCAAUAGAUGACUCCAACGGAGCAGCCUUUAGCGACUUCAAGAAAACGCUGAGGUUCGGCGCAUAGCCAGUCUGUGUUGACGGCAUGGCUGAUCAAGCUGCUGGCCUUGUGGCCACGGACUUUAUAUUUGUAACGGCGCAAUUGUUGAAAUUCUGGAGGGGCAGUUCAGAGGUGGUUCUGCUUUCGGCGGGGAGUUUGCAGGGGUACUGGGCAUCAACGGUAAAGUGGAGGCAGUGAUCAAAUAUUGCGAUCCGCGUAGUGUUGCUGAAAGCUGCUAGAAGUUGGGAAACCGUGUGGUUGGGUUUGAACAAAGUUCUUUGUGGUAGACAUAAACUUAUUUUGAAGGAUGACUCCCGAGUUGAGUUUGGAGUCGCGAGCGCUCGGCCGUCUCACUCCACAUCAUUCCGCGCGACCAUUGCCCGCGCAAUCCGUGAAGCUCCAAGUUGGAAGCUCCAGCUCCAGCUCCAGCUAUAUACUCGAGCUCAUACCCAUUUCAGUCCAGCACAUGUUCUUUGUUUAAAGUACCGAUAGAAGGAAGUCAUUGUAAUUUUCAGCGAUAUCCCGUCCCCCUCUCUAAGCUCCGAGGCUCAGCUGCACGCCCUCUCAACUCGUGCUGUGGGAGAACAACAACGAGCAACCCUCAACGACGCAUACCGACGAGCGCGUAGUGAUUGACAACUGAUUCUGUGCGAAACCACAGAUAAGCAGAUUGCUACGUCCUUUACUUGCCUUCGCGGCUCUUACCCAAACCCCGCAUUAUCGAUAGAAGCUUCAUCCUCCUCCUUCAUGGCUCGGAAAGAACGAUGAACUCUCUGAAUAUCCUCUCGGCACGAGUGUCUCCGCCGCAGACUCCAUCACCAUCGAGAAGUAACUCUUUUGGAAACAUAUUUUCUUCUGCAACCGGGACAGAGUCGAGGAGGAAUUCGCAAGAGGAUAUAUUGGAGGAGAAAGCAGAAUACCCAUGCGAUAACCCUGAGGGAGAACAGGAAGAUGUCAGAAUUGUGCAUGAAGAGACCCCUCUCCUAGACAAGGAAGCCAGCGAGGUCAAAGAUCCAGAGGUCGCAGGGUGGCGCAAAAUUCCGCAACGGAUCUCUUUCGCUCUUAUCGAAUCCAUACGCUGGUUCCUAUCCACACUAGCUGCUCCAGGUGUUUACCUUUUUGCAUGUCUAUGUGAUGAGCAUGGAAACUUUGCCCCUUUCUCUCAGAUGAAGAAUCUAGGUACAAGGCGUGCGUCGACUGCGCACGCAAUCGGCAAUAGUUCCACUGCGGACGGACAACAGGGAGAGCAGAGUCGCGGGAAGAGUUCUGGGAAACGCGCGUCUACCAAGGGAAAGAAGGGCUUCUCUUCAUAUUCUUCUUCAUCAGGACUGUCUUCUGAGUCCGAGUCCGAUCGGGAUCGGUCUAUGAGCGAAGCAGAGCAUUCAACGUUGUCUGGUACCGCGCGUCACAGCCGUUCGAAGUCGCUUCAGGCUUCUGACGAGGUUGCUCCAGCGCGACGUUCUAUAAGAAUCAAACUUCACAAUGAAGAUAGUGUACGGCAGAGGAAGCAUCGAAAAUCGCAGUCAACGAGUACGCAGAGUAAUGGAUCUGGUGCUAUUGCCGCCAACGAGAUCUCGCCAGCAACUCUUAAGUCACCAACAUCCCCAGCAUCAUCUCUUUCCAUGACAAAAUACCCUCGUGCGCCUGCACCACCAAGACCGCUCAUCCCUCGUCGUCAGCCUUCCUACACUGUCGAUGCGCCAAGCGGGAAACUUGCUCAGAAGACAUUAAUACUUGACCUUGACGAAACUUUGAUUCAUAGCAUGGCUAAAGGUGGCAGGAUGAGCACUGGUCACAUGGUUGAAGUGAAGCUGAACACCGUGGUCGGGGCUGGUGGAAAUGCAGUUCCUGGCCCUCAACACCCUAUUCUCUACUAUGUUCACAAGAGACCUCAUUGUGACGACUUUUUGCGACGAAUCUGUAAAUGGUACAACCUUGUUAUCUUCACUGCAUCUGUCCAGGAAUAUGCAGAUCCUGUGAUAGACUUCUUAGAGACGGAACGGAAAUUCUUCUCCGGUAGAUAUUACCGUCAGCACUGUACAUACCGCCAUGGCGCUUUUAUCAAAGAUCUGAGCUCCGUAGAACCAGAUCUCAGCAAGGUCAUGAUUCUGGAUAAUAGUCCUCUGAGCUACAUGUUCCAUCAAGAUAAUGCAAUACCCAUAGAAGGCUGGAUCAGUGACCCUACGGACAAUGACCUCAUGCAUCUCGUGCCAUUGCUAGAGGGUCUGCAGUAUGUUACUGACGUGCGAGCCUUCCUUGCUUUGAGGGGAGGUGAAGAUGGGAAGCACAUAGCUUAAUAAACACUGAAUUGUAUUAAUCAUGGCUAUAUUUGUUAUCAAUGCACUACUAUUGAUGUUUGAAAACGACAAGUUCAACCGCGACAUGUUCUUUAGAACCUGAAGCGACUAGCUCAAUUCUAUCUCUGUUCACUUCAUGAGUGAACACAGGUAGGAAUAUAUUUGCAAACCAGAAAGUCUGACCCGAAUCAUACGCAAUACUCUUACUCUACUGUAUAUAAUGAAGUAGCCAGCGGAGCAAACCAGACAAAGAUAGC